Torulaspora delbrueckii is the source of this 1101-nucleotide messenger RNA. It is a transcript of the gene HPM1, whose product is annotated as protein-histidine N-methyltransferase. NCBI's taxonomy places the organism in Eukaryota, Fungi, Ascomycota, Saccharomycetes, Saccharomycetales, Saccharomycetaceae. Gene Ontology annotation, biological process: peptidyl-histidine methylation, to form tele-methylhistidine. The record is from RefSeq and is a predicted model, not a curated record. Gene Ontology annotation, molecular function: protein-L-histidine N-tele-methyltransferase activity. Bases 1 to 1101 code for a protein of 366 amino acids. The transcript has a single exon.
AUGUCGUUCUCAUUCGGUUUCACUUCCACGGAUUUUAGUGACGACGAGUUAGAUGGUGAGAUCCAGCAAGGCCAAUCACAAGUAGGAUCGACUAUUCAAUCGUCACAUCCUUUAGAUGCUGCUCAUUUGUCGUGUAAAGAUGUGGUUCAACCUCUAUGGGAAAAUCUGGAAGCAAUGAUCAAAAGUCUAGAGAACGUUAGAAUUUCCUUUGAAGAGUUCAGAACACCACAAAAUAAUACGGUUCUUUAUAGAAGAGAACUCUUUGAUGUUAAGCAUCAGCUUAUGAGCGAAGCUGAUGAAGGCAAUGACGAAAAGGUCGAGUUGGACAUUUUAAUUGGGGAAACAUCUGAAGAUUUGCGAAAGAACGUUUACGAAGGAGGCCUAAAAUCCUGGGAAUGCUCAAUUGACGUUGUUGAUUCAUUGAGCGUAAGCGAUGCUCAGUUAAAGAAUGUGGAUUGUGUACUUGAAUUGGGUUGCGGAACAGCGUUGCCGACCGAGUAUAUCUUCUCCCGCUAUUUGAAAGAGCAAUCCAAGAGUGGAUGUAAGUUUAUUCUUUCCGACUACAAUAACAGUGUACUACGACUUGUUACGAUUCCCAAUCUCAUUAUCACUUGGGCCAAAACAAUACUGAGCGAUGAACAAUGGAUUCAACUACAACAAAGUGGCAACGAGGAUAUCCCAAUCAGAACUGAUGAAUUGCUACUGACUGCAGGAUUUUUAGAGGCCUUCUACCAGGACAUCAAAGAGAGAAACAUAUCGAUCGAUGUCAUAUCUGGGACAUGGGGUCGUUGCUUCAGCAAUUUAAUACCAGCGAGACUAGACACUGGGAAAGAAAUUCUGAUCAUUUCAUCUGAAACUAUCUAUCAGCCGGAAAAUCUUCCCGUGGUCGCAGAAACAAUACUAGAGGUAAUUCUGUCUAAGCAGCCUGGCAAUGUGAAGGCGAUCGUGGCAGCUAAAGACAUUUACUUCGGCGUAGGUGGCAGUAUUAUGGAGUUUGAAAAAUACUUGAAGAAAAGGAUAGCAAAUGCUGCAUUGCCAAUUACAUAUAGCACAUACAAGGUCGACUCUGGUCUGAAGAGAUCUAUCAUUUCUAUACAGUAA